Messenger RNA from Phasianus colchicus (ring-necked pheasant), 684 nucleotides. The record is from the annotation of a RefSeq genome assembly. NCBI's taxonomy places the organism in Eukaryota, Metazoa, Chordata, Aves, Galliformes, Phasianidae.
AUGAACCUAAGCUUCUUUGACCAAUUUUCAAGCCCAUAUCUCCUAGGAAUGCCACUAAUCCUCCCAUCCCUACUUCUUCCGACCCUCCUACUCCCAUCACCAGGACGCCGGUGGGUCAAUAACCGUCUUUCCACCAUCCAACUCUGGUUCAUUCACCUAAUUACAAAACAACUAAUAACUCCCCUAAACAAAGCAGGUCACAAAUGAGCCCUUCUACUAACUUCCCUUAUUCUUAUACUUCUCUCCAUCAACCUACUCGGACUCCUCCCCUAUACCUUUACCCCCACUACCCAAUUAUCAAUAAAUAUAGCCCUAGCCUUCCCCUUAUGACUCGCCACCUUGCUCACCGGACUACGAAAUCAACCCUCCACAUCCCUAGGUCACCUUCUCCCCGAAGGAACACCCACCCCAUUAAUUCCAGCCCUAAUCAUAAUCGAAACAACCAGCCUUCUCAUCCGACCUUUAGCCCUAGGGGUACGCUUAACAGCCAACCUCACGGCUGGCCAUUUACUCAUCCAACUUAUCUCCACAGCCACAAUCACCCUACUACCAAUAAUACCAUCAAUCUCUGCCUUAACAACGAUUAUCCUCUUUCUACUAACCAUUCUAGAAGUAGCAGUAGCCAUAAUCCAAGCCUACGUUUUUGUUCUCCUUCUGAGCCUCUACUUACAAGAAAACAUCUAA